Molecule: messenger RNA, 4410 nt
Organism: Aedes aegypti (yellow fever mosquito)
Lineage: Eukaryota; Metazoa; Arthropoda; Insecta; Diptera; Culicidae
Product: 5-hydroxytryptamine receptor 1
Exons: 3
Coding region: 2249-3667 (472 amino acids)
Biological process (GO): adenylate cyclase-activating adrenergic receptor signaling pathway
Cellular component (GO): membrane
Molecular function (GO): G protein-coupled amine receptor activity
Source: RefSeq, a predicted model, not a curated record
UCUUCGCAUUUCAUCUCAGUUAGAAUUUGCUCUCCGUUGGUGGUUGCCAGACAAAGGUGCGAUUUCUCGCGGGUCGUUGAUUGCUGUUAAGCAAAGCGUUUUGGGCCACUAGUUAACAGGUACUCUGCUGUAGUGUUCAAAGGGCCUAGACCCCCAAACGCUUCCGGACUACUUUGGGAAGUGCGUGCGUGCGAAAUCAGCGGGAAUCGAAACCAGAACGACUUGAUUUGGUCCGGCGCGUUGUGCGAUGAGUGUGAUUUCGCCCGGAAUGGCCCGAAGCUUCCGGUGUUCGUUGGUGGAAUAAAUUUCGAGGUUUUUCCAACCACUUGCAAAAUUGAUUAGUAUCUACUCGAGUGCAGACGAGUCGGAUCCAGAAUCUCCGGAAAAAACGUUGCCCCCCUCAAGUGGAACAACCUUGCUCUCUAGUGGGGGCGAAGAUCCCUACGGUCGCAGUCGCAGUCGGUGGGAAAAACGUAGAUGCUGAGGACGACGGUGAACAAGAGGAGUGAGUUUUAUUUUCUGUUGUAGAAGAAGAAUCAUCAGCCGAAGAGCGCAAUAGGCCUCGCGGGGGUUUUUCAAACAAGUGUGUUUGCCAAGUUUUUCCUGUCGUCGCUUGGCUCCCCACCUGCUUGGCUGCCAACUCAGUGUCUGAAACGCGGGGAAGAAGGUUCGUAAGGUCAACCUGGCUGGCAACGUUGUGUAGUUGUUUCGGAUCGUAGCAUCGCUAUCUGAUUCUUGGCAAGUCUUGUGUAGAGGGAAAAGUAUUGAUUGCACACUUCAGGAGUAACAACAGUGGGGCAUUGUUGUCCAUCGAUUCAGUGUGUCGGUUCAGAAUAUGUUCAUGAAAAUUAUACCAGUGUAGUUCGGGGAAUGCAACGUAAUCUACAAACAACAGGAUCCAGUUAACCUGAGAAGCAAAUAUUCUGGAAGAGAAACAUCCCAAAACCUAAAGAGAUUGCUUAAUAUCAUCAAGUGCGGUUCGAAAUUCCAAAGUAAUUACAAUCAUUAUAAGUAAAGAGUGCUACACAGUCCGUCUUCUCAUUGAGCCAAUCAUUGAUAAGUGUUUCGGUGAAAUCGAAGUUAAAUCGAGAAGAAACGUUCAGCUGUGUGAAAAAAAUUCCAUCGUUCUGUGCUGGAAAAAUCCAUCUUCAAAGGUGGAAGGUGUUAUGUAAUUUUAAUUGGUCUCCGUGGCAUCGAACGGAAUCUCAACCGGGGAUAACUCGAGCGUUGCUUAAUUUUUUCGUAGUUGAUUCAUUUGCUGUGUUGCGCUGGAAAUCUGGAAGAAGCUGCCAUCCCGGUGGAGUCGCGUCAUCUUUUGAAAAGCAGUCUGAAGCGGGAGUAAUUACGGAGAAAGAUUGCAUCUAGGCAUCUAGGUACACGCCCACAGCACCAGUAGAAAGUUGUUUGGCAUGGCAAACACCCGACCAGUCCAAGCGGAGACCUUCCAGCAACAGUAAUCAAUCUCCCAACACCAUCGUUGUCAACCCAUCUCAGCCCGGGUCCGAGGGGUUGGCCGUGACAGCUUAAAACCCGGCGGAUUUCCCAUCGAGAAACAAAAACCCCAUUGGCGCCUUCUCUUUCUUGGAUCAGGAAAACCCAUCAGCAUCAUCUUCGUCAUCCACUAGUGGCUCUCGUCGGAAGGGUAGUGCGGCACCUGCGGCUUUUGGGGGUUCGACUUUGCACCGAGCGGUAAUCAUUUAUUAUAGAAUCGAUCCGACUUGGAGCAGAGACGACACUUGCUUUGCCAUAAAAGUCACCACCUUAGGUGUUGUUGGUCACGUCCGGGACACAUGUCCGAAGCUAAGCCCGGCCCGGGUCCCUCCAGGCAGCUGUAAUUAAAGACAAACUCCAAGCGAAAACCGGCAUCCAGCAAGAAGUGGUGAUUUUCGAUUUGAAUUUUAAUAGAGUAGGGUAGGGCUGGUGGAAGGAGAAUGGUUAGGGUGGAGGCGGUUUGUAUGCGGUUAGAUGUUCUUGAAAAGAGUGAUACUUUCAGUGGGACUACGACGUCGUUUAGCUGUUGUGAGUGGUAGAGGAAGCAACGUCAACGAGGUGGUAUUUUUAUUCAUUGGAAACCCCAGGGAUCAAAAGAUGUUCCCACGAAGAAUGUAAUCAAAGCGAAGUAGAUGGCUAGAUGGUGUAGGUUCCAUUAGAUGAGAUUACAAGAUUAAUUACGGUGUGAGUAGGUGAUUGCGUAGCGUGUACGUGUUGACGUGGAUAGUGCUUCAGUGAACUUAGUCCGGGUCCUUAUAUGGACGCACUGGCGUUAUCGAGGCUCGUAAAUGAAAUCACAAUUGGAAGCCAGGAAGGUUUAUAUGCGCAGCGGUUGCAGGAACAGCAGAGUUACAGUCAAGUUCCGGAUAUUGAAGCGACGGCUAUUUCGGCCGUACCGUUCGCCCUGUUGACGUUGAAUCAAACGCUGAGCCACUCCUUAGCGGGUGCAGCUAACGGUGGCUUCGAUGGUGGUUUGAGUCCUGCGGUUGCGGCAGCUGCGGCCGUAACAAGUACCAGUACAACUACCGCCGGAUCGAUCAUCGCAUCGACCCUAGCCGGCAAGGCACUUGAUCACGAACCGGAAAUCGACACAAUCCGCAAGGUGAUCAUAUGUAUCGUUCUACUAGCUGUGAUAUUCGGUACCAUCGUGGGCAAUAUUCUAGUCUGUGUGGCAGUCUGCUUAGUGCGGAAACUGCGCAGGCCAUGCAACUAUCUUCUAGUAUCUCUCGCAGUGUCGGAUCUGUGCGUGGCCUGCCUGGUGAUGCCUCCAGCCUUGAUGUACGAAGUCCUCGGCGAGUGGAACUUCGGUAGAGUUUUCUGUGAUAUUUGGGUAUCGUUCGACGUGCUUUCGUGCACGGCUUCGAUCCUGAACCUGUGUGCGAUAUCGGUCGAUCGGUACUGGGCCAUCACGAAACCGCUAGAAUACGGCGUCAAACGGACGCCUCGCCGGAUGAUGCUCUGCGUGGCACUCGUCUGGCUGGCAGCUGCCUGUAUAUCGCUGCCACCGCUUCUAAUCCUAGGCAAUAAGCACACGAUUGGCGAAGGCCCCGACCAGCGUCCAUUUUGUGCCGUUUGCGAAGACGUAGGUUAUCAAAUUUACGCCACCCUGGGGUCCUUCUACAUACCCCUGGCGGUGAUGCUUUUUGUAUACUAUCAGAUAUUCCGAGCCGCCCGGCGAAUAGUCAAGGACGAAAAGCGGGCCCAAACAAGACUGGAAAAUUCCCUCGCAGUGGAUAAAAACCAAGCCAUGCUCAAACCCCCGGAACCGCUAUCCAGCUCCGUCGGGUCGCCCCACCAAAAGAAACUACGCUUUCAGCUAGCCAAAGAACGCAAAGCUUCCACCACCUUGGGCAUCAUCAUGUCCGCCUUCACCAUCUGUUGGCUGCCCUUCUUCAUCCUGGCUCUGGUCCGACCCCUUAUGGACGACGACUACCCCACCCUCUCAUCCUUCUUCCUCUGGCUAGGCUAUGCCAACUCCCUCCUGAACCCCAUCAUCUACGCCACCCUGAACCGGGACUUUCGGAAGCCCUUCCAGGAGAUCCUGUACUUCCGCUGUUCGAACCUGAACAUCCUGAUGCGGGAGGACUUCUACCACAGCCAGUACGGGGAACCGGGCUCCCAGCGCUUUGUCCUGGACAACGAAGGCCAGCAUACGGCGCGAGAGAGCUUCCUCUGAAACAUUACCGCGCUCGUGGCCAUGCCGGCCUUGACGACUUCUAUGACCAUGACGAACGGUGAUGAUCAAGUCGUAGAUACAAUCAGUGCACCGCUGUCACCGCCGCCGCCGUCGCCUCCCACGUGACCUGCACCCAAGUUUACGAGUUUCGAGUGCCCGUGCUGCGAGUGAUCGAGCGAGAGUGCGUUGCCAUGUAGCGAUCGGUAGUACCAGUAGAAGAGUAUGUAGUCGGUAUAGUAGCGUUAGUAGAGUGUUAGACGUCGACGAGCGAGGCUCAAUUUUUAGUACGUGUUUAAAUGCUGAUGGGGUGGCCGUUGAGGCCCGGUACAAUCAGCGACCUAAAAUCGAUGGAGUAUUAUUAUUGUGUAGGCAAGUCACAAACGAUACGUUUUCGUACCUACUCUGGGUGAAAGUUAUUAAAUUAAUAAUUUUCGACCGGGUUGUAUUAUGUAUAAGGGUAAGUGAGGAGGAUCACGAUUGGUUGGGUAAGUUGGUGGUUUCAGAGAGUUUCGGAUGAUAUUUUUUUUGAGGAAAUUAUUGGUACUUUGCACUUUUCCAGAUUUUUUCAAAAAUUUCCUUUGUAUGCUUUAGAUUUCUGGAUUUUGUUACUAAAACGUAAGAUUUUAUGAUAACCCUCUAAUAUUUCUUGAAAAAUCAUAUGUGAAAUCUAUGUCAGGUUUCCUUACAGCAAAUAUUGUAAGAAUCAUACCAAAGGAGAACUUAGAAGCUUUUGAAAAUAAUCU